AUGGGUUUGAAUUGUCGGCUACCAAACUGUACUUCACGUUACACUCGCGAAAAAAUCGAAUCGAAGAGGCACUUUUUUAAAGUAACGUCGAACAAAUUGCACCCUUGGAAUGAGAAACUAAAAAGAAUUGGACAUUUAAAAUUAGGCGAUGUAAUAUGCGAUUUGCAUUUUGAAGAAAAAUACAUCUUGAAAAAUUUUAGUACAACCGUAAACGGUACGUUAAUCGAAAUCGAAAGAGGGAAAUGGAGUUUAACAGAAGACGCCAUUCCAUCCAAGCACCUCAGCGUUUCUGGUGAUAAAAAAAUUAAAGACCCCAAAAAGAACAAACCUAAAAAUAAAUUGAAAAAAAAUGAUUGCACCCAUUCAAAAGCAUCCAUGUCGUACACAACUGGCUCUCCAGAUUUGUUCACUAACAUUUCAUAA
Molecule: messenger RNA, 423 nt
Organism: Helobdella robusta
Lineage: Eukaryota; Metazoa; Annelida; Clitellata; Rhynchobdellida; Glossiphoniidae
Exons: 2
Coding region: 1-423 (140 amino acids)
Source: RefSeq, a predicted model, not a curated record